GCAAGUUGAUUCACUCGAUGGUGGCUCAUCUGGAUGCGGUCACCAGUCUUGCGGUGGAUCCCAACGGUCUCUAUCUGAUGUCUGGUAGUCACGACUGCUCGGUGCGUCUCUGGAACAUGGAGAGCAAGACGUGCAUCCAGGAGUUCACGGCUCACAGGAAGAAGUUCGACGAGUCCAUCAACGACGUGGCGUUCCACCCCACCAAGUGCUACAUCGGCAGCGCCGGAGCCGACGCCCUCGCCAAAGUCUUCGUAUGA
Carassius gibelio (silver crucian carp) is the source of this 257-nucleotide messenger RNA. Its product is annotated as striatin. Gene Ontology annotation, cellular component: dendrite. Gene Ontology annotation, molecular function: armadillo repeat domain binding; protein phosphatase 2A binding; protein-containing complex binding. The record is from RefSeq and is a predicted model, not a curated record. NCBI's taxonomy places the organism in Eukaryota, Metazoa, Chordata, Actinopteri, Cypriniformes, Cyprinidae.